This is a messenger RNA of Symbiodinium sp. CCMP2592, 663 nucleotides long. Lineage: Eukaryota; Dinophyceae; Suessiales; Symbiodiniaceae. The record is from the annotation of a GenBank genome assembly.
AUGUUGACCAGUUCCGGCCUCUUGAAGCUCGGUGACUUCGGGGUGGCCAAGGUCAUGGCUGGCACCACCGUGGUCGAUAAUAUGACCUGUGUCGGCUCGCCCACGUACAUGGCUCCCGAGAUUGUCGCCGGCGAGGCGUAUGGAGCUCCUUGCGACGUGCGCAUUCUUAGCUCAACGAACCACUGUUCGAGUCCGUUGGAACUCACCUCGCCGACAAGCCUGGUCCCCAGGCGUGUAGAACGUGGCUUCGUUGUGGCCCAGGCUGCACUUGCCGCCGUUUGCCGCUUUGUCGCCAUGGCUUUGGGGCCCAUCACCACGCACGCGCUCAACACGGCCACUGGCCGGCCAGCGGAGAACCUUCAGGUCACUUUGAAGCAGGCGGCUCAGAGUCCGGAUGAAGACGGCCAGAUCGAUUGGAAGCUUCUCAAGGUGGCUCGCACCAACUCGGACGGCCGUGCAGCCAACCUGGGAGAAGGGCUGCAGCUGUCGCCGGGCGAGGUCUUCGAGCUGUCCUUUGCCACCUCGGAAUAUUUCAAGGAACAAGGCACGCCGUGCUUCUACCCUGUUGUGAGGAUCGCUUUCGAGAUCCAGGAAGCAGAGAGCCAUUAUCAUGUUCCCUUGCUGAUCUCGCCGUUUGGCUACUCAACAUACCGAGGGUCAUGA